GUAUAAAAAUAUAUAAAAGAAAAAUGUGAACAAUUUUGUCUAUUUAGUUGAAGAAUUUCGCUUGUUGAAACAAGCGGUUUUGGUGGAUUUUUAUGGGUGUUUUUCGAUCUUAUUAUUAAGUGGAGUCUGUUGGAAACAACCUCCCUCUUGUUUAAACAACACUUCUUAUUGUUAAGUAAAUGAAGAAUUUACAAAAUUGGGGAAAAUUUAAAGCCUUUGUGACAAAUACUGGAUCUGCAUCACAUACUUUUAUUUUAAUGUUACAGAUACAUAAUUAUUUUCAAGAAUAAUUACUUCUAUUUAUUUAUUUCAUCAACAAAAACUAUGCAAAUUCAAUUAGUAAAAAACGAGAAUGGAAUUACAGAGUGGAUAAUGAUGGAAUUACCGGGAACUCUUACAAUUAAUGACCAAGUUGAUGGUCAGAAUUUUGGAAAAUUAUUGUGGGAAAAGAAAGAUGACGGGAAGGAAUAUGUCAAAACAAUUAUUGGCCGUCAAUUAUUGCAGGGGGAAUGUGUGGAAUUGGAAAAACCUUUUUUAGUAAUUAAUCGAGCUUCUCAACGAAAAGAAAAACCUGGAAAUGCUUCAAAAGGAGAGAAAAAGUCUUGUGAUGUUGUUGCAAUCAUUAGAAGGAAGAUUUAUUUUAGUGGAAGACCGAAACCUAUAAUUGACAGUUUUUGA
This is a messenger RNA of Meloidogyne enterolobii, 678 nucleotides long. NCBI's taxonomy places the organism in Eukaryota, Metazoa, Nematoda, Chromadorea, Rhabditida, Meloidogynidae. The record is from the annotation of a GenBank genome assembly.